Coffea arabica (coffee) is the source of this 706-nucleotide messenger RNA. The record is from RefSeq and is a predicted model, not a curated record. NCBI's taxonomy places the organism in Eukaryota, Viridiplantae, Streptophyta, Magnoliopsida, Gentianales, Rubiaceae.
AUAGCGAGCGUUUGCCCGCCAUGGAACUUAUCAUUUCCUUGUUCCUUUUCAACUUUUCUGUCUCUUACUUGUACAGAUGCGUAUCCCUCCUCCUCAAUCUUGAUUCAAUGACAGCUUGUAUUCGGCGUAAAGGAAUGUGGUCCUCGCAUGCCUCUCGUGAUUCCGAAAGCAAAAAACCCUCCAUUUUAUUGCCGCAGAGAGAAAUCCCUUAGCGCCUUAUGCUCCAACUUCUUGAAGCAGUACAGCAAAGACGGUGUUGACUCCACUGGAGUAGAUCAUGCUGCCUUUCAAUUAGGCAGUCUUGUAUUCAUCUCCUACGUUUUCAGUUUUUCCACUCCAUUUUUUCGUUUUCCUCUUUCGUCUCCAGGUGUUGAGCGGAGGCGGUUUAUGAUGUCGUCAAUAUACUGGAGAGUGUUGGGGUUUCGACUCUUGAGGGCAAAUGAGGAGAGGCUUGAUCAAGGUAGCCAAGUACUAUUCAUUAACGGAACGUAAAGCAAAUUCCAGCCACCGAGAGAGCCAUUAAUCCACACUGUUAGCUGGCUGAAAGUAAGCAAAUUCCUCCAUUUCACUCCUGUGGUGUUUCAUCUAUUUCUUGAAGGAGAGACUUAGAUUAAUUCCAGUAUAACAUGACAGCAUUUCGUUAUAUCAGAAUACUUGUACCAUCCUGGAAAUUGUAAAGGAACUGAAGAUCGACACAUUUUGUUAG